AUUCUAACAUGGGAGGGCGUGGUGGUGGUGGUGGUGGUGAUGGUGGUGGUGGUGGUGGUGGUGGUGGUGGUGGUGGUGGUGGUGGUGGUGGUGGUGGUGGUGGUGGUGGUGGUGGUGGUGGUGGUGGUGGUGGUGGUGGUGGUGGUGGUGGUGGUGGUGGUGGUGGUGGUGGUGGUGGUGGUGGUGGUGGUGGUGGUGGCGGCGGAGACAGUGGUUCUGACGAGGGGGCUGGGGCUGGUGUCUAGGAGCAGCAGCAAGUGCAGAA
Molecule: messenger RNA, 265 nt
Organism: Closterium sp. NIES-67
Lineage: Eukaryota; Viridiplantae; Streptophyta; Zygnematophyceae; Desmidiales; Closteriaceae
Source: the annotation of a GenBank genome assembly